This is a messenger RNA of Dipodomys ordii (Ord's kangaroo rat), 3454 nucleotides long. It is a transcript of the gene E2f3, whose product is annotated as E2F transcription factor 3. The transcript is spliced from 7 exons. Gene Ontology annotation, biological process: regulation of transcription by RNA polymerase II. Gene Ontology annotation, molecular function: DNA-binding transcription factor activity, RNA polymerase II-specific; protein dimerization activity; RNA polymerase II cis-regulatory region sequence-specific DNA binding. Bases 395 to 1780 code for a protein of 461 amino acids. The record is from RefSeq and is a predicted model, not a curated record. Gene Ontology annotation, cellular component: RNA polymerase II transcription regulator complex. Lineage: Eukaryota; Metazoa; Chordata; Mammalia; Rodentia; Heteromyidae.
GAGUUUCGCGGGAGGACCUUGGCGCGUAAACCGUAUCCCUUCAUUCAUUGUCAGCAGCAGCUUCCUGGAGCCAUUUUUCAGCUGCCGGCCGCAGCACCCGGGCUGCCGCCACCGCCUCGCAAUCCGUUGCAUCGGCUGCCCCCGACGCCUCCAUCCCCCAUCGGGGUCUGAUAUCCGUGCGGCCGGGACCCUCCUCUCUCCAGAGCCCCGAUUAUUUUUGGCCCCCGGGGCCUGUUCGGUACGGAAAAAUAAAGAGAGAGAGAGAGGGGGCUCGGAAGCGCCGGGCUGGGAGGAGAGAAGGAGGAGAGACUUGGAAACUCCGACUGCAAAUAAUAAAAGAAAUUGAAAGCAAUAAAUUAAUAUAUCGUAACACUAAAAAGAGCAGGAACGAGAGAUGAGAAAGGGGAUCCAGCCCGCCCUGGAGCAGUACCUGGUGACCGCCGGGGGUGGGGAGGGGGCGGCUGUCGUCGCCGCCGCCGCCGCUGCAGCCUCCAUGGACAAAAGGGCACUGCUGGCCAGCCCGGGUUUCGCCGCCGCCACUGCCGCCGCCCCGGGCGCAUACAUCCAGAUUCUCACCACGAACACUACCACCACCUCCUGUUCCUCUUCCCUCCAAAGCGGCGCGCUCGCCGCCGGCCCCCUCCUCCCCAGUGCCCCCGGCGCGGAGCCCACCGCCGGCAGCCUCCUCUACACCACGCCACACGGACCCUCCAGCAGAGCCGGGCUGCUGCAGCAGCCACCAGCGCUGGGACGCAGCGGCGGCGGCGGCCCUCCGGCAAAGCGAAGGCUGGAGCUGGGUGAAAGUGGCCAUCAGUACCUCUCAGAUGGUUUAAAAACCCCCAAGGGCAAAGGAAGAGCUGCACUACGGAGUCCAGAUAGCCCAAAAACUCCAAAAUCUCCCUCAGAAAAAACGCGGUAUGAUACGUCACUCGGUCUGCUCACCAAGAAGUUCAUUCAGCUACUGAGCCAGUCACCUGAUGGGGUCUUGGAUUUGAACAAGGCAGCAGAGGUGCUGAAAGUGCAGAAGAGAAGGAUUUACGAUAUCACCAACGUGCUUGAAGGCAUCCACCUCAUUAAGAAGAAGUCUAAGAACAACGUUCAGUGGAUGGGCUGCAGUCUGUCUGAGGAUGGGGGCAUGCUGGCCCAGUGUCAAGGUCUGUCAAAAGAAGUGACAGAGCUCAGUCAGGAAGAGAAGAAACUAGAUGAGCUGAUCCAAAGCUGCACCCUGGACCUCAAACUGUUAACCGAGGAUUCAGAGAAUCAGAGGUUAGCUUAUGUUACAUAUCAAGAUAUUCGAAAAAUUAGUGGCCUUAAAGACCAAACUGUUAUAGUCGUGAAAGCCCCUCCAGAAACAAGACUUGAAGUGCCUGACUCAUUAGAGAGCCUACAAAUACAUUUGGCAAGUACCCAAGGACCCAUUGAAGUUUACUUGUGUCCAGAAGAGACUGAAACACACAGUCCAAUGAAAACAAACAAUCAAGACCACAAUGGGAAUAUCUCUAAACCCACCUCCAAAGAUUUGGCUUCAAACAACUCAGGACAUAGUGAUUGCUCAAUUUCUAUGGCAAACCUUUCUCCUUUGGCCUCCCCCGCCAACCUUUUGCAGCAGACCGAGGACCAAAUUCCUUCCAACCUAGAAGGGCCAUUUGUGAACUUACUGCCUCCCCUGCUCCAGGAGGACUAUCUACUGAGCCUGGGGGAGGAGGAAGGCAUCAGUGACCUCUUUGAUGCUUACGAUUUGGAAAAGCUGCCACUGGUGGAAGACUUUAUGUGUAGUUGAUUGUGCUUUGUGUGAACUCUCCUUAUAAACCAAUAUUUUUUUAUCAUGGAACCAGAACAUCUGUCAUGCAGUGUUGUCCCUUCCUACUUUCUUCCUCCAAGAGAGUAUCAUGAAGUAAACUACAAACUUCAGAACAAAGCUGACAUUUUAAUGAAUUUAGGAUAUCUGUCUAAACGCACAGUCGCAGGCUCCCCUGGGAAAGUCCUGCCUUUAUUCCAGGCUCCAAAUUCUCCUGGAUGAGUCAGCAAGUGAGAAAAUGUGCAAUCAGGUGUCUCUCACCUGUCCUUUUCCUUCCCUGCCUCCCUCCAUUCCUUCCCUCCCUCCCGGAUUGGCUUGCUGUGCCUGAUGGAUGGGCUGUAGAAUGGGUCUGGCCACCUGGCCCACUGGAAAACAGCAAUCUUCCUUAAUAGCAUUUCAAGCCGUGCCUUCUGUGCAGAAUGCAUGUCUUUGGGGUCUGCUAAUAUGGAAUGGAACUGCAGCAAACGCAAACUUGAAGUCAUGCAAAGUAUGAAAUGGAUUUCUUCAACUCUUCUUAGGAAUAUUUAAAUUACUGUCCUAAUUCAGUGUAAGCUAUGGACUUCGUGUCCCAUCAGGGGGUCAUGAGAACCUCCAAGCCUUUCGGAUGAAGAACCUGUUUUGUUUUGUUUUUUUUUUUUCAAAUACUUGUUGCAGAUACAGAAGACUAGUAGAGUUCUGCCACUCGAAGCUGUUGUGGAUUUUCCUGUCUCCAUAAACCACUUCUACUUCCCUGUCCCUAAUGUAUUUGUGAGUUUCUGAUUGAUUUGUAGCAAAUGCCUACUUGGGAGUUCCUUGUGGAUUGUUUUAGACUUUUUCCUUUUUGUUUUUUUUUUUAAGCUGCCAUUUAAGCAUUCCUGUGGCACCCAUCACCAUUUCAAUUUAAUUGUUUACUUUCAAGUGAUUUUUGCAAGUUCAGAGUAUUUUAGCAGAGGGAGAGAACCUCUACUGAUCAGAGCAUCUUAAACCUGUGUGACCCAAGGUCUACCAGCCUCUGCAAGAAGCAUCAUCCUACCUUGCUUCCUUCCGCAGGAAGGGAGCUUGGAGCGAGUCAGCUCUGGAGCUCACUUGUAUGGGUGGCUCAUUGCAAAGGAUUAACAGGUCAGAUGACAAAAAAUAAAAAGCAGUCCCAAGGAACAGCCAGGCAUGGACCCCUCCAUCCUUGGGCUUCCCGGGCCCCUGUGACCGGGGAAAGGGCUCUUAUGCCAUACUCAGGGAGACCACUUCUCAGGAUGGGUUCAGAUGGAGAGGCCUCUAGGGAGACAGACAUCCCAUUGUGUGAGUGGCAUUCUAUCAUGGCACUUCCUUAAGCUAGAAAGAGCAAGGAGCUCCCACUGUUUUGGGAGUGGAAGACUCCUGGCCCAAACCCAUUCCCCUCCACUAUGAAGGAAGUCAGAAGAUAGAAAAUGAAGUGGAAUGCCAGGGCGUCUCCUUCACUCCUCAGGAAUGGUACCCCAUGUUGGAGGCUUUCACAUAGCUUCAGAUCUUACCAGUUUCAUCCAAGAAUGGCAUUCCCACUGGCAGGUGGCGAUGGCCAUCUUCUCCUGGGAGUAUGGCAUAGUACCUCAACUCCAUUUCUUGGAUGCUAAGGGCUGCAGAAAUGAGGGAGUCAUGAAAUCUCCAAAUGAACAGUUAAAUUGAAAUGCUAUGUGCCUGGCC